This is a messenger RNA of Chrysochloris asiatica (Cape golden mole), 876 nucleotides long. RefSeq names its product chromosome unknown open reading frame, human C10orf54 (gene VSIR). The record is from RefSeq and is a predicted model, not a curated record. Gene Ontology annotation, cellular component: plasma membrane. Gene Ontology annotation, biological process: negative regulation of CD4-positive, alpha-beta T cell proliferation; regulation of immune response; positive regulation of regulatory T cell differentiation. Lineage: Eukaryota; Metazoa; Chordata; Mammalia; Afrosoricida; Chrysochloridae. The transcript has 7 exons. The coding region runs from base 1 to 876 and encodes 291 amino acids.
AUGGGGGUCACAGGCACGGCUUCCUGUCUGGGGGCAGCCUUUAAGGUUGUCACGCCGCAUUCCCUGCAUGUGUGCCCCGAGGGGCAGAAUGUCACCCUCACCUGCAGGAUCUUGGGCCCUGUAUCCAAGGGACACGAUGUGACCUUCUACAAGACAUGGUACCUCAGCUCACGAGGUGAGGUACAGGCCUGCUUGGAGCACCAGCCCAUCCGCAACCUCACCAAUUUACAGUACUUGCACCAUUCGACCCAUCAGACCAUCAACACCAGCCAGGACCUGGCCCAUCAACAUGGGCUGGAGUUGACCUCGGACCACCACGGCAACUUCUCCCUCACAGUGCACAAGCUAAUGCCCGAGGACAGUGGCCUCUACUGCUGCCUUGUGGUGGAGCUCCGGCACCAUCACACGGUGCUCAGGGUCCAUGGGGCCAUAGAGUUGCAGGUGCAGUCAGGCAAAGACACACCAUUCAAAUGCACCGCGUAUCCACCCUCCCUUGAGGAGAGUGAAAACAUCACGGCUGCAGCUCUGGCCACCGGGGCCUGCAUCGUGGGCAUCCUCUGCCUCCCCCUCAUCCUGCUCCUUGUCUACAAGCAAAGGCAGGCUGCCUCCAACCGCCGUGCCCAGGAGCUGGUGCGGAUGGACAGCAACACUCAAGGAAUUGAAAACCCUGGCUUUGAGACGUCUCCAUCUGUUCAGGGGAGACCGGAGGCCAAACCCAGGCCCCCCCUAUCAUAUGUGGCACAGAGGCAGCCCUCUGAGUCAGGACGGCACCUGCUCUCCGAACCCAACACACCUCUGUCUCCUCCAGGGCCCGGGGAUGUCUUCUUCCCAUCCCUGGAUCCUGUCCCUGACUCUCCAAACUUUGAGGCUGUCUAG